GAAAACAAAAAUCCGCCAAUCUAAUCUGCCUUUCAAUAAACGGACGUGCCCCUGUUUUCUUCCGAAAUUUUCAUCGAAUUUCCCAAUCAAUUUGUGACGCUUGCUGACAAAAGAUACCGCAAACCACUGCCCCAGAAUGGACAAAUCAACGGAUGGUGAAAACACUGCCCCGGGGCUCGUCAAAACGGCCAAAAAUGGAAACGGAAAAGCCAAAGCCGCCGCGACAUCAGCCGGAGCAAAACCGGUUCGUAAACGCAAGAAGAUCAAGGACGCAAACGCACCGAAGCAUCCGCUAACAGGAUACGUCCGGUACAUGAACGAGUUCCGCGAGGAACGCCGACUGAAAAAUCCAGCCCUGUCGGCCGUCGAUAUCACCAAGCUGCUGGCCGAAGAGUGGAGCAACCUUUCGGACGAGGUCAAAAAGCCUUUCCUCGAAGCAGCUGAAGUUGACCGGUUGCGCUACCACCGCGAGGUCUCCGAGUACAAACAGAAUAACGUAACGCCACCGUCGACCAACAGCAAGAAGCCCAAAUCGAACGGCGAUGGCGACUCGGACCACAAAGAUGCCGUUCCGUAUCUCAACGGAAAGGAAGAAAAACGUCGGGAAAUCCGCGUCGGCGACUACGAAAUCCCGAUCUUCACCGACGACUUUCUCGAACACAACAAGGUGAUCGACUCGGAGCUGCGAAUGUUGCGCAAGUCCAACAUCGACUACGAGCAGCAAAACUCGGUCCUGGAGAAGCACGUCGAAAACAUGGACAACGGCAUCCAGAAGCUGGACAACGAGACGAGCAGUCUGCGGGCUCGGAAUGCCACCUUGCAGAGCUAUCUGCAAAAGCUGCGAUCGGUGCUGGCCAGUGCGCUGGCCGGACUUCCGAUUGGGCCGGAGCACAAGGGUGCCACGGCGGACAACAUUGACGAGUACAUGGCCGAGCUGCACCAGAUGGCCAAGUCGAGCACGCACGGCCACACGCUCAACAAGGCCAAGGACAUCAUCCGGAAGCUGGACCUGCAGAGUCUGGCCACGUAAGCGGUGAGCGAUUGUUUCGUUUUUGGUUUAUUCUUUCUUUUAUUGAUUUACCUACUAUUAUUAACCGGACUGGAGCGAACGGUAAGUGGGAGCAGGUUCGCCUUCGAAUACAUGUACCUUUUUAGUUUCGACGAA
This is a messenger RNA of Culex quinquefasciatus (southern house mosquito), 1165 nucleotides long. RefSeq names its product high mobility group protein 20A (gene Hmg-2). NCBI's taxonomy places the organism in Eukaryota, Metazoa, Arthropoda, Insecta, Diptera, Culicidae. Gene Ontology annotation, biological process: regulation of gene expression. The record is from RefSeq and is a predicted model, not a curated record. Gene Ontology annotation, cellular component: nucleus.